Tripterygium wilfordii is the source of this 2349-nucleotide messenger RNA. RefSeq lists its product as uncharacterized. Lineage: Eukaryota; Viridiplantae; Streptophyta; Magnoliopsida; Celastrales; Celastraceae. The record is from RefSeq and is a predicted model, not a curated record. The coding region runs from base 186 to 2207 and encodes 673 amino acids. The transcript is spliced from 2 exons.
GUUCUGACGACGAGCAAUUUGAAGAGGAAAAGGAAGUCAUCAUGAAGGAGAUUGAAAGAUUAUCUCGCUUGCCAGAACUUGUGUCUUAGCUAGGAGGGGAGAUAUGACAUAUACAUAUCCAGAGCUACAUGGUUUGACCUAAAAUUUCUGCAGUCUGUGAGGAAAAAGAAGAAGGAGAGAGUGAAAUGGAGAUCCAACAUAUCUCUCACAAGCAUAAGCUGGUGUUCACUUCAGAUGAUGGUGGUGAGGGGCAUGGCAGCGUUUCUUGCUAUGGCUGUAGGAGACCAAUUGUUGGUGGUAGAUACAGGUGCUGCACCGAGUCCUGCAAUUUCUUCCUUGAUAAGACUUGUGCGGAGUUACCAGGUCAGAUUCUGGUUGUUUUUCACCGUCUACACUAUCUUACUCUCCGAUCUGAUGAGAGGAUCAAUCGUUUGCAUAUUAAGUGUAGCUUCUGCCAAGAAUUUAUCGAACACCCUUUUUAUUACGACUGCCAUAGUAACUGUCGCUUCAUCAUUCACAUCAAAUGUACUUUGUUGCUAAAAAGUCAUGAGCACAAUUUCAUUGUCCUGAUGAGGCCAGAAGAUUUCACAUGUGAUGCUUGUGGCAUCGCCUGCGAUCCUUAUUUCAUGGGGAGCCUUCGCCUUCUAUGCACGGUGUGCCAAAUUGUGAUCCAUGAGCAAUGCAAAUCUUUACAGCGAAUGAUCUCUAUACUGCAGCAUCAUCACGCUCUCACGCACACUUACAUCAUUCAGGAAAACGGAUAUUUUCAGCGAGCUGAAUGCACAAUUUGCCGUAAACAGGUGAACACAAGGUAUGGUAGUUACUAUUGUCGCGAUUGUUGCUUUGUGGUUCAUGUUAAUUGUGCAUUUAGAAAUAGGAUAGAAAAGUCAGUUGUGCAAGAAGCUGAAGGCUUCUCUGCAAUAUUGGACAAGGAAGAGGAGCGUGAUCAUGAUGAGCUCAACGAUGACAAAUUGCUCAGGUUAAGGGAGAUAGAGCAUUUUAGUCAUCGGCAUAAAUUAACCUUGUUCAAUGACAUUGAACAAGAGGAUAAGUAUUGUGAGGGGUGCAUCACACCUAUCUUCAGUAGUACUCCCUACUACAGGUGUGUGGACUGUGAUUUUAUUCUCCAUAAAAUCUGCACCCAAUUACCCAAACAAAUCAAACACCCCACUCAUAAGCACAUCCUGACUCUUGUUGCAAAUGCAAAUAUUUUCUGUCCUGGUAUUUUCUAUUGUUCUACUUGUCAUAAUCUCUGCCAGGGCUUCGCCUAUGUCUGUAAAACCUGCCCAUGGGGUACUUUCCAAUUCUGCGCUAGAUGCGCUUCCGUUCCACACAAACUAAAACAUCCUGGUCACGAGCACGAGCUCUCUCUUGUUCUUCAUACAAAAGAACAUUGUGUUGCCUGUGAUGAUGGUAGUAAACCUUCAUUCUUGUUCCAAUGUGAUGAGUGUUCCUUUGCCCUUGACUACAGAUGUGCCACACUUCCCCAGAAGGUUUUUUUCUAUGAUAAGCCACUUCCCCAAAUAGUUUGGCCUAAGGAUUAUGAUCAGCCUUCCAUCCUAACAUAUAAAUCCAUCGAUAAAGGUUACGAUGAGUAUUAUUGCGAUAUUUGUGAAACGGAGAGAGACCCACAUCACUGGUUUUACUACUGUGAGAACUAUGAUUGUUGCGGUCAUCCCAAAUGCACUCUUGGUAAGUAUCCAUACAUCAAACGAGGAUCCCAAUUCCAGUUGUGGUCUCUCCUUUUCUUUCUAAGGUCGUUGGAGGGCUACAGUUUCUGCGACGAUUGUAGUAGAUUUUGCUCAAUCAAUCAGCUACCACUUACAGUUGAGUCCGAUUUCCAUACUCAUACUCUAACCCUGGCUUAUAAACCUUCUUGUGAUCGAGAUUCGAAUCGCAAUUUCUGCGAUCUUUGUAAGAAAUUUCAUGCAGAGCACUUGCUUUACUACUGUGGGAAAUGUAAAUUUCAAGUUCAUCCCCAAUGUGUGUUCCAUCGAGAAGUGAUCUACAGUCAAGCUAAGAAUCUAAUUUUCUACGAGCGGAGCAUGGGGUACCUUCGAUGCCUUGUAUGUGGUGAAGACUGCAAAGGGUUAUCACUGAAAUGCCAAAUGUCUGAGUGCAAUUUUAGCAUUCAUUUUGACUGCAGACGCGGGCUUAGAGAUAUUAUACCAAAAGAUUUGCAACGACUUCCCCAGGCUCUUGGAUGAUAUCUAGUGUCAGUAGUAAUUACUAUAUAUGUGAGUGUUUCUGUUUGUAUAUGUAUUUCCUUACUAACUAAAUAAAGUUCAAUGCAAUCAACUUGUACUGUGUGAUCUUUGAUACAAAGCUAUCCUUUCCAGUUUUACAGCA